UGAGAAAAUAUAAAAUUGAUCACUAGAAAGAGAAAGCGAAGAGCGUAUAGAGAGAUAAGUGAAACCUGUCUCGUGAAGAAGCAGGUAAAGGAGAGGAGGAAAAGAAAAUAAAAGCCUUCUCUUUUCCUUCUUUCCUCUCCUUCUCGUUCCCUUUCUCUCCGUUUCUCUGUGUAAAUUCCACUAUUUCUCUCUCUCUCUCAACAAUACAUUGUUUUUUGGUUUCUCUUUCUCGAUUGGAAUUUCAAGUUUCAACACCCACAUUCAUUCUUUGCUUCCUUCUUUUAUAUCACGAGAUCCCCAUCCCUAUCUCUCUUUCUUUUGCCUUCUUCUCAUGUCUUCCUCGAAGCUUGUAGUUGUAGUUUUAUGUUUCUCUGUUCGUGCUUCUUGUAGGAUACCGUCUUGUAGUUCCAUUAUCAAGCUUUUGUGAAACUUAAGAUUAAGAAGAGAGAUAGAGGAUUUGAGACCCACCCUCCGUGUUAGAUUCGCGGGAAAAUGUCGCAUUCUGGGAAGCCCAUUUCCGAGCUAGGACUCGAUGCUCUGAACGACCGAUUCCACGGUUCCUUAAGCUGUGAACCUAACAAGCCGGAUUUUCGAGAACUCGACUUGGGCUCGCCGGUUUCGCCACUGCGGACUCGUCACAGUCACAGUGUGCCCACUGCUACCAGUAGUAGUUCGAGUUCAUCUGGAUCGAUCUCUGGACGAAACGGGUACAAACCGGUCACAAAGCGAUCCGAUUAUGAUCCGAAUAACCACUCAGGCGAGCUCUCCGGCUCCGGCGAGAACAGCCCGACCGCCGCAGGGAAUGCCAGGAACUUAAAAGUUUCCCAAGCAAGAUCAGAUUUCAUGACGACCCAAUCGUUAAUAUACUCGGGUCAAGGCUCAGCCGUGAAUUCGCCGCCGCCGAAUUUUCUUCCUACAGGCAACAUCUGUCCGUCCGGCAAGAUUCUGAAGACCGCCGCGGCGGUCAGUCGGAGCUCCAGAACGGACGUUUUGGGUUCUGGGAUAGGAAAUUACGGCCAUGGAAGCAUAAUGCGGGGCGGUGCGACUUCCAAAGGCAUUGCAGGAGGGAUGACCGGUUCAGCGAAUGCGAGGGCGAGCGGUGGUGGUGCUCUCACUGACUCAGUUAAGCGAGCGGUGGUGACUGUGGAUCCAGAAGAGGUGAAGAGAGCAGGGAACGAGCAGUACAAGAGAGGUCACUUCGCUGAGGCUCUGAGUCUAUACGAUCGAGCAAUUGCAUUAUCCCCUGCUAACGCAGCCUACCGGGCCAACCGUGCAGCCGCAUUGACGGGCUUGGGACGGUUGGCUGAGGCUGUGAGGGAGUGUGAGGAGGCUGUGAAGUUAGAUCCCAAUUAUGGGAGGGCACAACUGCGUUUGGCUUCUCUUUUUCUACGGCUAGGACAAGUUGAGAACGCCAGGAAACAUCUCUCCUGUCCUGGGCUGCCACCUGAUCCUUCUGAGUUGCAGAAAUUGCAAUUAGUGGAGAAGCAUAUUGGGAAAUGUACUGAUUCCCGGAAGAUAGGUGAUUGGAAAAGUGUACUCACGGAAAUUGAUGCUGCCAUUUCUUCUGGAGCAGACUCUUCUCCUGAGCUCUUUAUGUGUAGAGCUGAGGCCCUUUUGAAACUCCACCGAGUUGAUGAUGCUGAAUCAAGUCUAUUAAACAAUCCCAAAUUGGAACCACAUACUAACUCCUCUUCACAAGCAAGAUUUUUUGGGAUCCUUUCUGAAGCUUACUCCUUCUUUGUGAGAGCUCAGAUUGAGAUGGCUCUGGGAAGGUUUGAGAAUGCAGUUACAGCUGCUGAGAAAGCUGGUCAGAUUGAUCCCCGAAACAUUGAAGUUGCUGUUUUGCUAAAAAAUGUAAGGAUGGUGGCGAGAGCUCGAGUGCACGGCAAUGAUCUUUUCAAAUCUGAAAGGUUCACUGAAGCUUGCUCAGCAUAUGGGGAAGGUUUGAGGCUGGACCCUUCAAACUCUGUCCUCUACUGCAAUAGAGCAGCCUGCUGGUUUAAGCUUGGGCAAUGGGAACAAUCAAUUGAAGAUUGCAAUCAAGCUUUACAUUUCCAACCUAAUUACACAAAAGCCCUUCUACGCAGAGCUGCAUCUAAUAGCAAGUUAGAAAGGUGGGCAGAGGCUGUCAAAGAUUAUGAGAUCUUGCGGAGAGAUCUUCCAGAUGACAGUGAAGUAGCUGAAGCUUUGUUUCAUGCAGUGUUGGCAUUAAAGAAAUCUCUUGGAGAGGAAGUGCAUGAUUUGAAAUUUGGUGGUGAGGUGGAAGGAGUAUCAGGACUUGAGCAAUUUAGAGCAGCAAUAGCAUUACCAGGUGUUUCUGUGGUCCAUUUUGAAAUUUCAUCUAACCCACAAUGCAAGCAAAUCUCACCUUUUAUGGGUACAUUAUGUGGCCGCUAUCCUUCUAUUAACUUCCUCAAGGUGGAUAUUCAAGAAUACCCAACAGUUGCAACAGCUGAAAGCAUUAGAAUUGUGCCAACAUUCAAGAUCUACAAGAAUGGCUGUCGUGUGAAGGAAAUUGUAUGCCCUAGUCGCGACAUGUUGGAACACUCUGUGAGGCAUUACAGCUCUUAAGAAUUCAUGACCUGCACUGCUCCUCUGCUGUAUCUUGUGCAAUUUCUCUUGCUGUUCAAACCUCUAGUUGAGGUUAAACUCUCAAGUUAUUCCAUUUCUUGUGUCAUUCCAGUUUCUUGAUCCCGUUACCACCAUAAACUGAUCAGCUGAUACUUAUGACCCAGCGAGAACAGAACCACAAAUAAUAAAUCUCAUUAGCAGCCAAUGCCAGCGGAACCCAGAAAUCGUCUAGUUCCCUUUACAGUUUUUAUUUAUUCAUUCAUUCCUCAUUGUUCUCCGGCUCCGUCUUCUCCCUUCUCCCUUUGUCAGUUUUCUAUCUUCUUUCCAGUUCAUCCAGGUGAGCUAGUAUUGUGUCCCCUUGUUUCAUUAUGAUUAAAAACAAAAGAAAGGGGAGGAUUUUACAUGUUUGUACAUUUGAUUUAAUCGGCAGUUCAAUUACCAUCUAGUUAGAUAGAUAGUCAAAUAUAAAGAGGAGAGAGGAGGGGUUCUGUUGGUAGAGGGGGAUCUGUACAUGUAUAUAUGUAAUGAUACAUGCCAACGAAAUAUUGGUAGCCUUUGAGGGAGAUUGAAUGAGUGAUGGGUGGGAAGCUCCUGAAAUGAGGAUGAAUAUGUUGUUAUUAUUAUCAUUUUUCUAUCUUUAGCCACGUAAUCAAUAAAAUUUCCCUUUUCUUUUU
Molecule: messenger RNA, 3245 nt
Organism: Prosopis cineraria
Lineage: Eukaryota; Viridiplantae; Streptophyta; Magnoliopsida; Fabales; Fabaceae
Product: TPR repeat-containing thioredoxin TTL1-like
Exons: 7
Coding region: 493-2571 (692 amino acids)
Cellular component (GO): cytoplasm
Molecular function (GO): protein binding
Source: RefSeq, a predicted model, not a curated record